Messenger RNA from Aethina tumida (small hive beetle), 669 nucleotides. RefSeq lists its product as uncharacterized. Bases 37 to 411 code for a protein of 124 amino acids. The transcript has 3 exons. Lineage: Eukaryota; Metazoa; Arthropoda; Insecta; Coleoptera; Nitidulidae. The record is from RefSeq and is a predicted model, not a curated record.
UCAAAUUUACUGAACGUUAUUUUCGAAAGCAUAAAAAUGUAUAUUUCAGCAUUGUUACUCAUUUUUAUCUGCUUAUUCCACCAAUUAUGGGAGGAAACAUGUUGCCAGCCAAAAGACGCUACCCCAAUUAUGAAAGAAACGCCUUUGCCAAAGGAGAAAUUUGGUUAUGGCAAGGACGAUGAAUCUGUUUUGGUAUACUCCGUCGAUUUACCUGAUUCAUUGGAAGACAAUUUGAAUAUCUUUGAUUAUGUCAUCGAAGAAGAUGGAAAUUGGGAUUAUGAUACGUUAGAUAAUCAAUUCUUACUCUUCGACAAAAAUAAGGUGAACCAGACUCAAGGAUACCCAUCGCAGAAUAUGUAUGAUAUUUUUGGACUUGAUGAAAAUCCGGAAGAUUUAUUUAACCCCAACUGAGUCCUACACUGUAAGAAGAAAUAUAUACAAUAAUUUAUUAAAUCUAAUAAUUAUUAGAAUCUUAUCUAAAUUGCAGAUCUUCUUUUAAAUUGUAGUAUAAUCCAGUUUUUAUAUUAAUUCUUGGUCGAAAAUCAGAUUAUUUCAUCAAUUAUAAUUUGUUAAAAUCUAAUAAUUUUUAGAAUUGUCUUGAACUGCAUAUGUCCCCAUAUUACCUUUUAUACUCUAGUUAUUUAAUAAAGUUGUGUAUUUUCAUAAAGA